Molecule: messenger RNA, 1300 nt
Organism: Sipha flava (yellow sugarcane aphid)
Lineage: Eukaryota; Metazoa; Arthropoda; Insecta; Hemiptera; Aphididae
Product: transcription factor Adf-1-like
Exons: 2
Coding region: 339-1079 (246 amino acids)
Biological process (GO): regulation of transcription by RNA polymerase II
Cellular component (GO): transcription regulator complex; nucleus
Source: RefSeq, a predicted model, not a curated record
AUAACAAUUUUCUUGAGUUAGAUUACAUUAAAUAUUUAUUUCAGUAAAAUGUACAGUUAAGGUAUAUUUACAUACAGCAGUGACGUGACAGUACCGUGACAGUGUCGUCACCGACCCGUGAUUCCACCGACAAGAUAAAAAUAUUAUGUUGGGAAUUUCUAAUGGUAUAAUGUAUAAUUUCAGAUUUUUUUGUUCUCAUUCGUUCGGUGCGUGAUCGUGCCGAUGCAGUGUUGUCACAGUCAUCGUACAGUGAAUUUGCGAUUAAUUGCCGACGAUAUUUUUCAUAUUUUGCGGUCGUGAUUUUUGUUGUAUUUUAUCGACUCUGACUUUUUGAAAAAAUGAACGACAAAAAACUUAUAGAGUUAGUACGGAAGUAUCCUGUAUUGUAUGAUUUAUCUCAUGCAAAAUAUAUGGAUACAGAUUACAAGAAUACUAUUUGGAGUAAAAUAGCAGAAAAAAUCGAAACAGCUGGGCCUUCGGCAAAAACUAGGUGGGGAAAUAUAAGAGACAACUUCAGAAAAUCUAUGAAGAAAAAUAAAACUGUGAGUGGUCAAAAGGCGAAAAUAAUAAAGCAGUACAAAUAUGCACAGCAGUUAAGUUUUAUGAUAAAAUUCUUUGAUGAGAGGGACACAAUGUCAAACAUUGAUGACAAAGUCUUAAAUGAAAAUAAUAAUGUUGAUGAUGAUGUUAAUAAAUCAGAACCUAACAAAAAUGAAGAAUACUCUCAAAACUAUACAACAGAUGAAGUUGAUAAUCCUGUGAUUGUAGAGUCACAAAAAUGUCGUCUUUUGUCGAGUUCAAAAUCAUCAGGUUCUUCUCAAUUUUCUACUCCAAGGAAGAAACCACAACACUCGGUACCAGACGUUCCUCCUUCAAAGACAGCCGCUGCUACUGUUAUGCAGUACCUCGUAAAAAAAAAUGAAAGUAAGCUACCAUUGGAACCACAACAUCCUGUUGACGCUUUUUUAGCAGGAAUAGCUCCAGCUUUGAAAAAAUUAACCCCACGCUACUGGCAUUACGCCAAGUCCGAUAUAUUUGCUGCCGUUCAAAACUAUGAGUUGAAAAUUAUUAUGGACUAGGAACAAUUUGCGCAGCCAUCUCCUAUUUCAACGUAUUGUACUUCAUUAUACUCUGAACAACACUGCCCUGCAGACCUUUCUUCAUCAAAUGAUUCUCCUACUUCAAUAACUUCUUCUUUCACUAAUUCAUUAAGUGAUUAAAACCAAGACUUUAUUGCAUAUUUUCAAAAAUAUUAAUGUCAAAAACUUUAUAUUCUUUUUUUGUGUGUUAAAAAUAAAUC